AAUAAUUAAAUGUUUGAUAGCUCCGGAUGGUCGUAAAACACGCUCAGUAAAUAAGUAGAGCACACCGACAGCCAGAGCCAGGCAGCUCAAACGCCAAGUUGGCCUGGCGACUCAUAGACCAGACCGGGCAGGGGGCCAGUCAAUUGUUCUAGUGCGUGACGUAGUCUAUUCGAGUAUCCGUAGACGUACCCGCAGACAUUCACAACGGCGAGAGCAUCGAUUUCCUACCCCCACCCCGCCAGCUGACAGGGAACGCUGCUACGCCAGUGCACAGUCAGUCGAGGACCGAAGUUCGGUCGAAAGAGAGUGAUGGCCACGUGUUAUCCGACGUAUGGGUUGUCACCCCCUCAGAGAGUAGUGCAAGUGCCUGUGCAAAAGGACUAUUCGCGACCGCUCCACGUCGAUUGCAGCAUCGAGUACGAGUUGCCGAACGCUGCGAAGCCUCCGCAAGGGGUCAAGAACGAGCCCCUGUUGAUGAUCCACCCUUACUACUUCAGAAAGAUGGAGAGUCAGCGGAGGAGCCCGUUUAUAAACAAUCUGCCGCCUCCCAGAGCGGCGACGGCCAUCAAACGGCGGAUACCCAGGGGCCAGCAAAUACCCCAACCAGUGCCACAGCAAGCCUCCCAGUAUCCCGUUCAAUACGCCGCCGGAGCGGAGGGAUACCUCUGGGAGAAUAUAUCUUCUCUUGUGCCAAUAUCUGCGGCCACUCAAGCCGCUUACAAUAGGAAUAACAAGCCCAUGGUGUCUGCCUGCGGACAGACUUACGGUUCCACGGGCAGCGAUUCCGGCCACUGGACGGACCCGGAUCGCUCUCCUGACCAACCUGAGAACAAACUCAUGUACUCGCAUCCAGGCAAAUACCGACAGUGUUUGAAAACCCACAGACUACAUCCCUACGUGAGUUCUGCGAUCUCCUUGGGUCCUACGUUUCCUCAAAUUCACCAAGUGUGCUACAAUGUUUGAUCGCUGUGAUAAUGUUGUCCCGAUUCGAGUGGUCGUGUACGCGGAAACAUUUUAUUGUCUCCUCUAUGGUUUUCAUAGCCUUCUUGUGAUAAUAGUAUGUAAUUAUCAGAUGACGUUCGGGCACCGGAGUCGGAUGGGCGCAAGCGUCAUGCUCCGGGCGUGGUAGUGAUCGUGAUAAAUCAAACUCUAUCUGUGCAUCCUAUCAAAUCUUAAGUUGGAUUUAUCGUUCUGUAAUGUUGAUGGAAUGAGUGGUUCUGUUUUUUGUUGGGUAGCCUGCUUGAAAUGAGUUUAUUUUCUAUUAUUGUACCUACCUAUCUACCAUUCACGCCCUACUAAUCUCGAAUAUUUUAUUAUGUUAUGAUAAUUUAUUACAAUCAUGCUAAAGCUUCCUUCGCGCGGAUGUCAUACCUAUAUCGUUUGUAUAUUGAGGUCAUUCCUACGUUCAUUCCUAAUCAUAACUUUUGUUGUUUGUCAGCGAUAAUUUAAUAGAUUUCAGUCGGCACAUUAGUAAAUUUGACAGCCGUGGGUUUGAAUUUAAGUUUUUUAUUAAUGAGUAAAUGUCAAUGUUUUUUCAAUGAAUCAAAGGUGCGGUAGGUUAUUCAGUAGAAAAUACCUUCUUUGUAGAUUUAGGUGUCCGCAAGUUGAAAUUCAGGUACUAUUUUCAACAAAGACCGGAUACAUAUGGUCGGUGAAACAUGAAACUAAAUAUUUACCCUGCGCCAUAGCAAAGUUGCCUAGGGUCUCUUUAAUCUCAGACUAUCGUGACAUGUCAUUUCAUAAACUUGAUAUUUUAUUCAACGUUGACUCAUGUGGAUUUCGAAAUUGAACUCUUGAAAUUUUUAUUCAACAUUUAUUAUAUGCAUCACUAUCACUUCCUUUCUGAGAACAAAGUCAAUUCUUACCUUUCUUAUUUCAAGUUUUAUAAGACUUGUUGACAAAAAAUACUUGUUCCAUUUGCUUGGUUCUAUGCCGACAUACCAGUUUUUGGAGUUGUUCAUUGCAUGAAAAAGGAUGUUGCUAUAUCAACAUAACUUCUUACUUGAAUUGUUUCCUAGAAACGCGGUGAGACACUUUUUACAACGAGAAAGAAUAUUGAAGUCACUAAACGUUUCUUAACUGCUAGAAAUUGGUAGUUUGGCAUGAAUUACGCGAAUAGUUUUGCUUUUUAAUGAUCAUAUUAUAGGCUACGCAAUGCGCAUGUUACCACGGAAUUAUGUGGCCGUCGGGUGAAAUUUUCACGUUAUUUGAAAGACUUUGUAAUAGAAAAAGCUCAUCGUAGCAUUUUCCACUGAAUAAUCUGCCACAAACUGUUAUCUGAUAGAAUAUAUUAUGAUGGGUGAAUGCCUUAUUCUAGUUCAUUAAACCGAAAAUGUGAAAAAGGGAAUCAUCCAUGAAACUAGAUGUUUUGAGAGAAUGGAAGCUUCAGUCAUAUUGUGUUUCAGACAUUCCUCGUCUAAAUUAUCUAUUCGAUUUCAGAUAUUAGCCAAAAAAGCGUUUCUAUUUUGUAGAUUUAAAUUUCGCCUUUGGUAAAAUUGUUAGCAAUGAUGGAUUUUUUCAAAAACUCUUCAACAAUUGCGGUAUCUCAGGGCAGUCUACCUUAAUAACCUUAUUUCAAAUUGCAUGACCAACGUCUUAUAAGAUCUCACUCUGCUGAUGCUUUCCGUGAAAUAGUCUCAUGACGAGUCUCAUGAUAUAUCAUUAUGGUAAAUACUUGUUUUCUUGUUUAUUCCGAAUACCUCAUGUUUUUUAUUGGAAUUAUAUGUAUUGCAGGAACGUACAGAACCAAAUUGCUUCUCAUAAUAACACUACUCAAUUCGUGAUGAAAUUUUCCAUGAGAAAAUUGAGGAAUUCGUCUGCUACAAAUAUUUACCACUAAUGAUAAGUCUAGGAAAGGCCAUUCAUGAAUAACAUUGAAGCUGAUAGUUAUUACUGAUAUUUUUAAUCUAUGGGUGGUCUCCUAUCAAUAGAUUCAUUGAAUUUUCACCUUUGAACCAUGGAUUACGAAUCAUCCAUAACUAUUUCGUAGAAGAUAAUUUGUUUGUGUUUCGCAUCUUGUCAUCGAUAAUAUACGAGCAGUCUUUUGGUAUAAUCAUUUUCCACUCUUGCUUGAGAAAGAAAUCUUUGUGAAUGUCGUGUAUAGGAAAUGAGGUGUCAGAUGUCGUAAGGCUUAACAGGAUAGCGAGGCCAUAGAAGCUAUUGAAUAAUGCUCAGUACCUACCAACUGUUCACCAACAUGAUAAGGGUUGGAAGGACGAUGUUAAUUAUGGUCGGUCUUUAUCUCGACUGCUUCGAGUGUCAAGAUAAUUGCCAUCGAAGAAAUGGGUUCCCCUGAGAGUACUUACGUCAUUUUCCUUAUCAUCAGCCAUCUUUUCAAGAGUCUGUAACCGAAAUUCGGGUUAUUGCGGUCGCUGUUGAAGAGUUGAGAAAUAAUCCUAUUAAGCGUUUGUCUUUCACUAGGAAUUUGAUCUAAGAUCCUUUAGAUGAUAAUUGAAUGUGAUUGGACACCAGCACAUAUGUGGCAGAAUAUUUACGGGUCAUAACUAUUAUAGAUGAUAGACAAUACAUGUUGCUUUGUAAGUCUAUACCUAUAUAUGAAGCAAUUUGAAGAAUACGCCUUACUCGAUGUUAUGUUCAGAACUGAAUUAUGGCAUUUUGAUGUAAUUGUUUCAUAUAUGCAAACAUUUUUUUCUCAUCACGAUUGUUAGCCACAGGGGACAUGGGGAUACGUUGAUACGUUCUCAUACCAACGUAUUUUUCCAAAAAAAUAUUUUUUGCCAAGUUUGUUUUCUAUAUCCUAUUGUUGCUAUGCAUAUACAGCUUUCAGAAUUAAUAGUUAAAUUGGUUGAAGAUAUUUUGAAAUAGGUGAAAGCGGGUUUUGUUGGUACUGAGGUUGAAAUUUUUAAAAUUUUACGGAUACCGCUUUGUUCUUUGUUUAUUCAGCUGUGACAUCUAUAUAUUCAAAUAACGAAAUCAUUCAGUUCGAAAUAUUAUGAACUUCGAAAAACCUAAUUAUCUCCUGUGGUUAUUACAAUUUCAUUCAAAUACAAAAGUACCUAUACUGUGACAAUUUUUUUCCUGAAAAUCGUGUUUUGCCAAACAUCGCUCAGCCUCAUAUUAUUUCAUAACAUUAUGUCCUUCUGAAAGUAUUAUAACAGUUUCCCAAAUAAUAGGAUAUACAGUAUUUACUUCGACAAAUGAUCAACCAGUGAAUUGUACGAUUCAUUUGUUUAUAAUUUGUUCGAUUUUUUCAAAGUAGCCAUACAUGUAUAAAAGCAAGAUAUGCAUAUUAUCUAUUAGGUUCAGAUGAGUAAAGUUUGAUUAUACUUAUCAUUAAUCAUGGAAUGAGAAAUCUUAUCGGCUCAAAGAAUGGAACUUCAGGGUAUUACUCGGAUCGCGAUUUUGAUAAUGGACUGAAAAAUAUUUAUCUGAUCUUUCAAAUAUUCUAAAAUUUAUUUUUGUAUUGAAGACUCGUAUUGAUCGAUCCCGAAAUUCAUGAUAAUCCAGUCAAUCAAAGCAGAUCAGUUGAAAAUUUCACUCAAAUUUAAUCACAUAUUGUCUAAAAUAUUCAUUGGAUUAAAGUUGAAGUAACAACUGAAAAAAUAUUCAGCUUGACAUUAUCAUUAUUGAAGUAGAUAAAUAUUGAUAAAACAUUUUAAAUUGAGUAAGUAAUAUUCACUCUAUGUGACUCGUCUGCCAAACUUCUAUAGAAAUAUCAUAAAAAGUGUCACUUGCCCUUCCGAAAUUUUCAGAUGAUCCACUUCAAUGUUGACUAGUUUAUUUUGAGCCUUCAAGUUUUUUAUUCCUUUAAAAAGUAUAUAUUCUGUACAUUUUGUGGGUACAUCUUUCCUACACCAAAGAAAUACCUAUCAUUGUAUAUAUAUUGAAAAACUGCUUGGGGUGCAGUAUUGCCCCAAAUAUUGUAUUUAACAUUGUGAAUAUCUAAUGUAAUAUAAAUAUAUACAUAUAUAAAAAAGUAUAUAUACUCUACAGCUAGUCAUAGUAAAAAUACGCUUAUAAAAUAGAAAUAAAACAUGUUACUGUUUUUAUAG
This is a messenger RNA of Phaedon cochleariae (mustard beetle), 5012 nucleotides long. The record is from the annotation of a GenBank genome assembly. NCBI's taxonomy places the organism in Eukaryota, Metazoa, Arthropoda, Insecta, Coleoptera, Chrysomelidae.